GAAUUCCAGUGCCGGUCUCAUGUAGCACUCUCAUUCCAAAUUUUCAUAUACAAACGGGCUACUUAGUAAAGUGGUUGUAAGGCGCAGAAGAAUGGCCUUCAAUUGUCCGGAAAUCACUUUCUUGAAAUGUAAAACAGGCAAUUCUACAUAUAAAAGUUUGAGAGUUUAAAUUACUUUUCGAUUAUGUAGGCUACUUUACGACAAUUACGAAACAUGUAUUGAUAUCCCAAAUCGGCUUACUUGCAGCAUUCUUGAUUGUUAUAACUGCUAAUAAGUUUGCUAAAAUAAUUUUUUAUGGCGCAAAGCCGCAAAAUAUUCCGAACGAAAGUCCACAUUCCACAGUUUCCCAUGUCUCGGCGUGUGUUCAUGAGUCCUGAAUCCCGGAGCAGGACGCUGUCAAAAAUCGUUGAAAUAGUCACAAUUGGAUUACCAAGUAAUAUGUGAUGCGAUUGAUUUGAUUUAUUAUCAAAUAAAAAAGAAUGAGAAAUUGAUAAUUUUUCAUAAUGGGAAUUGAAUCAUGAAGGGAAACGUUUGGCAACGUCGCCAUGUGUUGUUCCAUCCUCGCUCAUUUUUAGUUCAAAACGUAAACAGUUACGUUGCUCAGCUGUGUGGGUUGAAACAUAUAUGGCUCUUUAGUUAAUGGAAUUGCUGAACAUCACGUAGUUGAAUCGAGCUUAUUGUAUGCUACCACUGUGUUAUCUGGCCUUUGAAUAUAAACAGAUAGUUAUCCUUCAACAUGCAGGUUCCUCCACCAGGAUUCAACUAUCAGCAAUCUACUCAGCAAAAUCUUGUUCUUCAUCAGCAGCAAACAGAAACAUCCACUCGUCAUGUUUCUCAACAAGGGUUGCAUCAAACCAAUAAUGGACUAUCCUCAAUUUACAGUAGUUGGUCCAAUCAAUCUGCUGUCUCGUAUGCUGCUGCUUCCACCUGUCCACCUGCUUGCGUGCCUGACCAUGUGAUGACCAAUGCACGUCACAUUUUGGGAAUGGAGACCACUAUUGACUACUUGAAAGAAUUGUUGUCCAAAGAAUUUGAUAUGAAUGUCAAAGAGAGAACAGCAAUGAAGAUUUUGAAAAAAGAUGUAGAAAAUGCAAGACAUAUCAACAAGUGUCUUAUUGAACAACUGCAAAAGGCACAGGCUGAAAAAACAGAAGUCAACUCUGCAUUGCAAUAUGCUUUAGCUGUACAAAAUGAAUUGUCUGUUAAUCAAAAGGAGCUUGUGGAUGCCAAAAGUGAGCUGGUUACGGCCCAAAAUAGCAUCAGUGAUCUUAAGGCAGCCAAUUCAUAUUUGGAAUCCAAACUGGCAGAAUUGCAACUUCAAGAUGAAGAAAAAGGACCGGAUACGUCAUCAGAAACUAUGAAAACAGCGUCAAUCCCACGUGAAUGUUCUGAAAAAUCUUUGCUGGAAGAGAAACAAACAGAUUAUGAAACUUUGAAGUCACAGUAUGAUCUUCUUAAAGUUGAGUUAGACAGCACCGUUCAAAUGAAAAAUAUUGUAACGUGCAUGUUUAAAGAAUUGAGCAAAAAACAUCUCUACAUGAUAGAAUAUUCCGGAGAGCAGAUGUAUAUCGACUAUGAAGAGAAACACGCGGAAUUCAAGGGGCAAUUAAAUUCGUUAAAGGAAGAUUCGACAUACGAAAAGCAAUGCUCCUUGAUCGAACAAACCCUUGGUUGCUUAGAGCAACAACUAAAACUACUUGAAGACUUUCGGGAAGACUUUCGCAUACGCAUUGAGUUACUGAUGUGCCGCAUCGACCAAGAAUUUGCUCUAGUAUCGGAUCUGAGUAUAGGGGCCAGAAAGCCUUCAUUUGAAAUUCCCGUUGACGACUUCGAUCAACUGCUUCAGAUGAUAGCAAAAAUUGGAGGUCUUGAACUUGAUGAGAAACUGAAUCCUAAAAAAAUUGACCCUCAUUCUGAAUGAUUACUGAAAAUGUACCUCAUUAACCUUACUUUAAAAUCUCGAACUGUUUUCUUCCAUUUCUUUUUUUAUUUCUUUUUUUUUUGUAAACUGCUGAUUCUUGUGGUUCACGCAUUUGCACACUUACAUACUGUAUUAAUGUAUAAGCGAUAAUAACCAGCUAAAAUUCUAAAACGUCAUCUUUUUUUCGAAUUGUAACAUCGUUUUCGUAUAAUUUUAUUAUUAUAAGUUAUAACCCGGAUUGAAAGCCGUAUACAUGCAAGGAGUUUUGUUUGUCUAGAGAACAAUAAAUCUGCUGGACACUACUACGUCUAGUUUGGGUCUCCUUAA
Molecule: messenger RNA, 2248 nt
Organism: Daphnia pulicaria
Lineage: Eukaryota; Metazoa; Arthropoda; Branchiopoda; Diplostraca; Daphniidae
Exons: 6
Coding region: 737-1921 (394 amino acids)
Source: RefSeq, a predicted model, not a curated record